Molecule: messenger RNA, 1637 nt
Organism: Tripterygium wilfordii
Lineage: Eukaryota; Viridiplantae; Streptophyta; Magnoliopsida; Celastrales; Celastraceae
Product: transcription factor MYB53-like
Exons: 6
Coding region: 503-1504 (333 amino acids)
Source: RefSeq, a predicted model, not a curated record
CGUUUGAAACUUUGACUAUAUGAUUUCCCUUCACCAUAUAUAUAUAUAUACAUAUAUGCAUCUCUCUGUCUCUGUUACGCUUCAUAGAAUUUGGUUUCAAAAUCAACUCUCUCAUCAUCAAACCACCAUUCCAGCACAUUGGGUUGUGGAGAAUGAUGUUAAUUAACUUGCAAGCUCAGCAAAAUUUUCAAGGUCAGGUUGGUGGAGAGAAUCUAGCUAUUUCACAUUUCACCAUUGCUAAAAUAAGUUUUUAACGGAGGACAAAGAGGAAAAGGACGAAGACUCCAACGAAUGGUAUUGAAGAACUUGUUAUCUUAAUUGUGUUUCAAAGAUGGUGGUGGAACUUCAUAGCGUUUGCUGCACCAACUUCUCCUCUAACAGCUUCCUUUCUCAAUGAUCAAAUAUGCGUCACAUCCAUUCUUGUCCUUGUCUCUGACCUGCAGUUAAUGGUUGGAUGUGAGGGUAGCAAGUCCCCUUAUACAGAAACAACACACAAACAAACAUGGGAAGAUCUCCUUGCUGUGAUGAGAGUGGCCUCAAGAAGGGUCCUUGGACUCCUGAAGAAGAUCAAAUGCUCAUCAACUACAUCCAAAAGAAUGGCCAUGGAAGCUGGAGAGCCCUCCCUAAAUCCGCAGGUCUGAAUCGAUGUGGGAAGAGUUGCAGGCUUAGAUGGACUAACUAUUUGAGGCCAGAUAUCAAGAGAGGCAAAUUCUCCCAAGAAGAAGAACAAACAAUUCUCAAUCUCCAUUCCAUCCUAGGCAACAAAUGGUCAGCAAUAGCAAGCCACCUACCCGGUCGGACGGACAAUGAGAUCAAGAAUUUCUGGAACACACAUCUGAAGAAGAAACUGAUCCAGAUGGGUUUUGAUCCGAUGACUCACCGGCCGCGGACAGACAUCUUCUCAAGCCUGCCUCACUUGAUAGCCUUGGCUAAUCUGAAAGAGCUCAUGGACCAUCACUCACUUGAAGAACAUGCUGUUAGACUCCAAGCGGAGGCAGCUCAAAUGGCCAAGCUUCACUACCUACAAUACCUCUUUCAAACUUCAAACCCCAUUAACACCCCUUCAACCUCUGAAUUUGACAUGGGAACCCUCAAUAACCUUCUGAAUAAUUUUACUCCGCCACCUUCAUCGUCUUCAUCAUCUCUUGUGAUUAAUGAUUCAACAAUCCCUUUCUCUCAUUUGCCUGAUCUAGAAGUGGCCCCGUAUCAAACUACUGAACCACAAACCAAGGACUUGGUUCAAGGUUCUAAUACUAGUACUCAUGAUCAGUUUAUGGUGUUUGGUCAUGGAGAGAAUAUGAACUCUCCGAAUGGUAAUUCUCCGUGGCUUGGUCAGUCGUCGGCUUCGGCUACUCCUUCUCCACCGUCUAUGGUCGCUCUUCCUUUAACCGACGAUAAUUGUUCGAACGACGGUAACUUAUUGGGGGAUGUUUUCAAUACUAAUUCAAGCUCAAUCUGGCCUGAGUUCCUCCUUGAAGAUCCUUUGUUUCGUGAGAUUUCUUAGCCUUAAUUUUGAGAGCUGUGUGUGUGAAUAGGUUUGGAAUUCUCUCUAUACAUACUUGUAUGAUUUACUGUGUAUUAUUACUCCUACUUAUGAGCUUUUUUAUCUAUUGUUUACUACAAUAUUUAAGUAUUAA